Messenger RNA from Neurospora crassa OR74A, 2415 nucleotides. RefSeq lists its product as hypothetical. Gene Ontology annotation, molecular function: protein binding. Bases 525 to 1880 code for a protein of 451 amino acids. The record is from RefSeq and is a predicted model, not a curated record. Lineage: Eukaryota; Fungi; Ascomycota; Sordariomycetes; Sordariales; Sordariaceae. The transcript has 2 exons.
UCGGCAUUAAGCAAUCCGCAACGCAUGGCAGCUUAGGUCAUCCACCCGUAAACACCACCUUUGAUCACGUCAGCCCUCAGGCAGCCAAGCCGAUACCCCCAAGGCUGAACUUGCAAACAAUAAGAGUGGCAGUUAAGCUUUGCCAUUAUGACCCUCAACCGCUUUUCUAGAUCGUUGGUCGCUACGUUUUUUGCCUGGGUUGUUGAUGGCCAAUUGAGCCUGCUACCCUGCCUCGUUGGUUGGAGCCUCCGAGGCUGAGCACCAUUGUGGUGUGGCACGAUUGGCAACAUCUCGAACGAAAUGGACGGUCAGAAGCCGCUCACAACCAACGGGGGAUUAUGCCUUGGGCAUCGGGCAGACUGUGACUCUUCAUUCUUGACAUUAUCAAAACCCAUGAACAGCUGAAAAGAUACCCGAUUGCCGUCCUCUUCAUCUCCCUUUCCACUUCUGAUACCCGACCUCACGCACAGUUACGCUUCCGAUACCCCAGCUGGUUUCACUUGACUGUGCCUGAUUCCACGGCCAUGACUGCGAACAAGCUUGAUAAUGAAGGCCACGAGGCUCAACACCUCGAUGUUUCUCGCUCGACGCUCAACCAAAUCAUCACUGGGGUUAUUGCGGCUACAAAAGUGUCUGAAGGUAUUUCAGACCACGCACGAUCUAUCAUAUCAAACACCGGGCUCAUCAUCCAGCCGAAGAGGGACACUUUUACGAUAAGGGAAUGGCUCGACAAUGCUGUUCUUCAAAUCAAAGAUAACUCACCCAAUUCGCAAGCAUCAUGGCAACUGGUCCAUCUCGCUCUUGGUGGCUCGGUGCUGCGUCACAAGGCCCGACAGGGCCAGCCUAUUGAUGGCGCCGAUCUAGACUUUGUAUGGGGGCUUGUCAGAGACGCAAUUACCGACCCAGUCCUUGCGCCACUUCUACCGGGCGCGUCCCGUAGUGCACAAGGCUUCCUCAGCGUUCCUCUUUGCAGCCUCAUCAAAGACAAUAGGAUUGAUGAGCUUUGGCGACUGCAUGUUUGGCUGCCGGAUGGUCACAGAGGAAACCGUGACUUUGCUAUCCAUUCACACCAACCUUUUGCUCAAAGCUGGAUUCUUGCGGGUGAAGGCCGCGAUCACCAAUAUGCGGUUACAGACCCGGAAGCCAAAGGUGCGCUGGACACGCCAUAUGCCCAAUACAGGAUCGCCUGGAGCGGCACAGGGAAAAGCCACGGGACAGCCUAUGUCCCACAUCAGUCUUACUCCAUCGUCGAGAAUACCGGGAAGAAUGUUCACAUCAAGCAGGUUGAGACUGCGCUUCAUACUCGCGAUAUGAGUUACACUGUUGGAGCCGGUGUACUCCACAGGACCAAAGUGCCAGCAGAUACCUUGCAUGCGACUCUCUUCUACUUUGAUUCCAGCCGAGGAUUUAUACAAGACGCGCCAGUGCUUGGACCUGCGGAUGGAGAAUCUUACAAACAAUAUCGGGACGUGGGUAGCCAGCCACCUUCGUCGCUCGCAAACAUGGUGGAGGUAGUCCGCUCCUUUGAGAGACUGAUGGGAGAAGGACAGCAAUAUACGCAUAGCGGAAAUCUGGAAAUGGCGAUGCGUAACUUCAACAGUGCGCUUGCUUUUUGCGAAUCAGGGGCUGCUUCCGGUGCCAUUCUGAGCGGUGACCGUUACAAACAGUUGGCUUUUACCAAACUCGGUGGUACACACAGACGCCUUGGCAAGUAUGAGCAGGCAAAAGACCUGCUCGAGCAAGCAAUGGCCAUGUCGGCAUCAAGUGAGCUGCGCAUCGAAGCCAGUGGCGAGCUUGGUGUUAUCUAUCAGCACAUGGACCUGAUGGAUGAUGCAAAGCGUGUGCUUCGGGUUCAGUAUGAAACAGCAAAGGAGUUUUAGGCGGAGCACUUCGCGUGCCGGUCGAUCGGAAACCUCGAUACGGUCAACUAGCAACUGUCCCAGCAGCGUUAGGAUGAGUCGUUGUUGUAAUUAGCGAUAAAUUAGCUCCUUGAACGCGUUGAAAGGGCCCAUCAGAUCAAGGAUACAAUUGACUCGCAAGUCCUGGAUGCAUUUACAAGAGAACAGCGAUUGAAGGGUGCGAUAACUUGGGAAACAAUCGGUCUCUUCCGUCUUUCUCUACGCUAAAUGGGGGAUACCUACGGAAGAGUUUCUGAAGAUACUCCCUCAUGUGAAGCGUGAUAAGCGUGGUUUCUGGGUGAUAUGUUACCUCCCCACCACAACCCCCUUUCUUGAUGCGUAUUCGAUGCUAGCAUGCUAUUUUGCUUCAGGACUUUGUCUACGUAGGCCAAGAUGACCCAAUGUCCGGAGUGUCUGCUCUGCCGAUAAUCAUUGCAUAGUGCAAUGCCAUUGUCAGCUUAAGCGACGAUCAAUUAUGCGAGCGGGGCACGGUGUUCUGUUGAAUCCAUGAUGAUCC